This is a messenger RNA of Acipenser ruthenus (sterlet), 5835 nucleotides long. Its product is annotated as protransforming growth factor alpha-like. The transcript is spliced from 7 exons. Gene Ontology annotation, biological process: epidermal growth factor receptor signaling pathway; positive regulation of mitotic nuclear division; positive regulation of cell population proliferation. The record is from RefSeq and is a predicted model, not a curated record. Bases 785 to 1291 code for a protein of 168 amino acids. Lineage: Eukaryota; Metazoa; Chordata; Actinopteri; Acipenseriformes; Acipenseridae.
ACACAAGCCUAUUGUGGCGUUUCAUUCUGAUCCCAGUGCGCGAUCAUAUACCUCCCACGGAGGAGAGUCGGAAAUCGUUAAUAAAGCAAGCUGGAGACGGGAGGCGGUGUAAACCGCGAAAGAUACACACCGUGACACAGUCAGGGCCUUUGCCAUUUCUGCCUGUCGGGUCACAACCUGCUUAGGUCCUGAUGGACACACACACACACACCCACACACCACACGCACACACAGAUUCAUCAGCGAGAGAGCACAGAAGCCGAGAAGCGACUGAGCCGCACAGGGAAUCGACCCACCCCCGAGAACUAGAUUUAAACAACCCGGCUCGCCCAAGAGGAACGAUAACCAGCGACAAUAACAUAUGAAAAGUCAUGCACUGAGGGAUCGGCGGAACAGCUACACGAAAAUAAGAGCAGGAGGCAACGCAGGUGAUUUACCACUAUAAAACAAACCAAAGAGACUGGAAACAUAACUGAGAAACACUGAAAUGUGUGUCUAUAGUUUCAAUACCAUAAGCGGGUAUUACAAGGCAAUGCAUCUGCAGCAUCUUUAAUGAUUCGGAUUCGCUGUCGUUUAUUUUAGUUUUUGGAGCAGCACCGAACCGCGAUUUUGGGAAUCUGUUUAUCACUUCAGCACCCUCCCUCUGGUCGAUCAUAUCCCAAGAGAUACCCCAGCAAUAACCGCGAACCGAGCCCCGGUUUCAGAACACAGGCUGUCACAUUCCGGGUCCGGAUUCCUUUGACAUAGCCGCCGAGGGCAAGGGAAGAACCUCUCAAGCCGAAACAUGUACUGCCAUGCCGGGGGCGCGCUCUUCCUGUUAUUCGGGUUCCUGCUUGCUGUCAUCCACAGUCUGGAGAACACCACAGAGCACACAACAGCACUGAAACCCCCCCACCAGGCCGCCGCAGUGCACUCUCACUUUGAGGACUGUCCCGACUCGCACAGCCAGUUCUGUUUGCAGGGAGCCUGCAGAUUCCUGGUGCAGGAGAAGAUGCCAGCCUGUGUGUGCCCCCCCGGGUUCAUGGGCUCCCGCUGUGAACACGCUGACCUCCUCGCCGUGGUCGCGGCCGAUCAGAAGCAGCAAACCAUCGCCUCCGUGCUGGUGGGGGGGGUGGUGGGGAGUGUGCUGCUCAUCCUGCUGUGUGUGCUGCUGCACUGCUGUGAGAAGCGUGGCCCCUGUGUUUGUGGUCGACCCCACUCUUAUCGCCAUGAGAAACCAGACAGCCUGCUGAAGGGCAGGGCUUCCUGUUGUCAUCCAGAAACAGAAUCGCCUCCAUAUGCACAAGUGUGAGGCGGGGAAUGGAUUUCAUCACAGCCUGCUCUGUUCCCGAACCCGAACACUCCCCGGGCAUGACCUCUUGACAUUCCGACAUCGCCACGGCAACUCUCUCUGCUGAUUCAGACAGGGCCCAGCUACUGCAGAGACAACCAAACCAAACGCUGCUUCGCUCUCCCUACCGCUCUGCCGUGGCUUUCCAACAAUCGCUCUCUUCACUUUCGCGCCACCAAGGAAUUAUACAGCAACCCCUCUCUACCAAAAGGGACUGAGUUAGCCGGUCCUAAUAGAGGGGCAUCAGACUCCUCAGAAGGGACAGGGGGCCCGUCUUUAUACUGAGCUGGUCUCAAUUUAAAUUUUUUAUAUUGAAGACAUUUGUACGGGAUUUCGCUUCCAAUGAAAUUGCAGAUCAGGAAGUGAUACAACAUCGUCCCAAAACCAAACUGGACAUCGCUUGUUUUUUUAAAUUGCCCAAUCACAACCAAGACCCGUUUGGCAGGAAAUGGCCAACAGCCAAUCAGAAGAGCACUGGGUCCUGGCAUAGAAGGGAGACUUGCUGUUUGUGUAUAAAAUCAAACAAACGAACAAAGACAAGGUUAGGGUUUUGAAGGAUCCACAUUGACACUGUGCUGUACGCUGUUUCUUUUGAUGUAAUCAUAGAGGCACUGUGCUUACCAGGGAUUUCCAGAGGACCAGCACUGUGAAAGGUUCCAGUGGGACUGUCUGGGUUUGUCAGACACAGUGAUCUACAUGCAAUAAUAAGAACUGGGAUCACUGCAAAUCAUUCCUUCUGUUCAGAAACUGCUGCUCAGCGACCUCAGGGCUUUGAGAGAGCGGAAAAAAAACAGAUCCUAAUGCUUCCAGAUCAACAAGCCAUUCCGUUCUCCUGGCGAAUUGAGAGACUUUAUUUGUUAGGGUGUGUGUUUAUAUUUUGUUCUUCAGAUGAUCCAUAACUUGAAAACCUCGGGUCAAUUGCAGCGUACAAAACUGUGUCCACUUGACGUGUUUUGAUUAGAAGGUUUAGUUCACUUGAUUGGACCAAAGUUAGUAGACCUGCUAAUCCCAAUUGCAGCGUACCAGAAGUGACUCAUCACAGGUGGAUCAUCUCCUAAAUCAGACUAAACAAGAUCCUGAUUGCAGCAGCGUGCCAAAUCAGAUUUCUGAUGAUCCUGUUCAAGUGGAUUAACUCAGUACUGUGAAGGAUGAGACUAACUAAUUUAGUACGCUUGCUCGUCCUAAUCAUUUACUGCUUACUUUUUCUGCAUUUUUCCCCUGAAAUGACAAGUACAUCUGAAAACUUUAUUCUGUACAUUUCAUAUACCCGUCACGUUCGGGCAGUCAGAUCCUUGAGAAUAAAGUCUUGCACAGUAAGGUAUAUACAGACCCUACAUUUAAAAUAAACUUUUUUAUGACUGUACGUUUGAUACCGUUUUCAGUUUAAUGCCAUAUCAUUUCAGUUAAUCUGCUUUAACUAUGAACAGUAAUCUGCAUAUGCAGCAAUGUGGGCAGAUUAAAAAACAAGUAUGAUCUGCCAGUCAUUUUUAUUUAAAUAUGUUUCUUUUUGUGCAGGGAUCUCUUUGUAUAUUUAUCUGAUGCUGGAUUCUGCAUAUCGGAUCAGUAAAGAAGGGUUUAUACAGCUAGGGCCAAAUGUUUAGCAUCAGCUAAAAUUUUUAGGAUUGAGACAUUAUUAAAAAACAAAAAAAAAAGAUAUGAACCUAAUUGAGAUCUUUUAUUUAACAUCAUGUAAUCAAAGAAACUACAAAACGAUCGCAAAAGCCUACCGGAAGCCAUAACAGUAGUACAGUAUUUCAUGAUAGAUUUUUCAAUUUGUCCAUUUUUUGUUAAGUAUAUGGUAAAACUAGAAAGCAGUGUAUGUAAUUUAAUAUGUUAACAUAACAUUUGACUUUAUGAAGCACAGCGUGUCAUUUCUAGAGGGCGAUGCAAAACGUUUGUCCAGAGCUGCAGGUUAGUCCUCAUUAUCAGUCUAACUUGUUCCGAUCAGUUAAACUAAUUCCCGUGAUCGUGUGUUUGGUGCGCUGCAAUCAGGAUUAGGUUUGUACAGCUAUGCAGGAUUUUAUACUCCAUAUUUUAGUCAACUCGACAUGGACCAAGUCACUGGUACGCUGCAAUUGACCCCUUGAGUCAAAGGAAUUAGUUAAAACCUAAAAACAUUUUGACAGAAGUGUCUUUCCGAUUUCAGAUUCACCUUUGGUGUACAGUGUUGGAGGUCACAUUUACUCACAAACUCUAAUGUGUCCACACACGCCCGCACACACACACACACACACACAGAGCUUUCUCCCUCUCACGCACGCACACUCACACACACAGCACUUAGUCCCUCUCACACACGCACACUCACACACGCACGCACACAGCACUUACUCCCUCUCACGCACACACGCACACACGCACACACACACGCACAGAGAGCUUACUCCCUCUCUCACACACACACACACACACUCACGUACGCAUGCACACUCACGCACACUCACACACACAGCAAUUACUCCCUCUAACACACGCACUCACACACACACGCACAGAGAGCUUACUCCCUCUCUCUCACACACACACUCACGUACGCACGCACACUCACACAUGCACGCACACAGCACUUCCUCCCUCUCACACAAACACAUACUCUGUAACAUGUGCAUGCUCGUAAAUACGCAAACGCACGCCAAACCUGGGCCUGGUUUUCAAUGCUUAGUAAAUGCCCUUGAAUGUGGGUUCCUGAACACAGGCUGACACAGUAUGUUUUCUGUUUAACCCUUUCAUGCACGGCGACCUCAUGGGGACAGAUAAAAACUCUCUUCUAGUCUUUAUAUGGGAACAGUGAAAACUAGAUUUAUUAUGUGUCCAAAGCUACUUUUUCAGCUCUUUUCAAUAUUUCAUGCAUGAAAGGGUUAAACUGGUGGGUGUACAUUUUAACCCAAAAAUAUUUAAUUCUGAAAAGAAAUCAUAAUAAUAAUAAUCAUAAUCAUAAUCAUAAUAAUACACAUGCAAUACAAAGUGGAGUGCAUUUCCUCAGAAGUGUCCAUACUCUCUUUAAACAUCGUCACACACAAUCACACACACUUUUUAGACUAUUGAAUGAGACAACACGAAUACAAUCUCACAGAAAUGUAGUGGUGAAAGUGAAUUACAUGUUUUAUAUUCUUUACAAUUAGGAGAAUGAAGAUAUUGCACAUUCAAGUAAGAUGUUUUUUCAUUUUUAAGAAACGGCUGACAUUCCAGACCCCCUAUCGAUGGACUGGACCAAAGUUCAUAUGCAGCUCGGAUCCACUUUGACUAAUGCACUGGAUCAGAACUACUACUGCUAAUACUAAUAAUAAUAUUUAAUGGUUUUAAUUUAUUUUCUUUGUAAACAAAUGAUCGAUUUGUAUUUUCUGUAACGCAUUGCAGAUGUGACUGCUUGUUCUCUUCCUGUGUGUUCAUUAUUUAACAAGAACCCAACUGAAACAAGUCUGUGUGUGUGUGUGUGUGUUUCAUUACAGAGUGGUGCUGGUGUUGUGUGAUAUUCUGCAUCCCCAUACAAUUCUGCAUCCCAUGCUUAUUGUGCUAUAUGCAAUCAAGUGGUUUUUGUUUAGUAAAAAACAUUAUACUGUAAUAAUGCAAAUCUAGCCUAACCCUCACCGUUAACCUAACCUUAACAUUACAAAUCCUAGCCUAACCCUCACCCUUAACCUAACCUUAACAUUACAAAUCCUAGCCUAACCCUCACCCUUAACCUAACCUUAACAUUACAAAUCCUAGCCUAACCCUCACCCUUAACCUAACCUUAACAUUACAAAUCCUAGCCUAACCCUCACCCUUAACCUAACCUUAACAUUACAAAUCCUAGCCUAACCCUCACCCUUAACCUAACCUUAACAUUACAAAUCCUAGCCUAACCCUCACCCUUAACCUAACCUUAACAUUACAAAUCCUAGGCUAACCCUCACCCUUAACCUAACCUUAACAUUACAAAUCCUAGCCUAACCCUCACCCUUAACCUAACCUUAACAUUACAAAUCCUAGCCUAACCCUCACCCUUAACCUAACCUUAACAUUACAAAUCCUAGCCUAACCCUCACCCUUAACCUAACCUUAACAUUACAAAUCCUAGCCUAACCCUCACCCUUAACCUAACCUUAACAUUACAAAUCCUAGCCUAACCCUCACCCUUAACCUAACCUUAACAUUACAAAUCCUAGCCUAACCCUCACCCUUAACCUAACCUUAACAUUACAAAUCCUAGCCUAACCCUCACCCUUAACCUAACCUUAACAUUACAAAUCCUAGCCUAACCCUCACCCUUAACCUAACCUUAACAUUACAAAUCCUAGCCUAACCCUCACCCUUAACCUAACCUUAACAUUACAAAUCCUAGCCUAACCCUCACCCUUAACCUAACCUUAACAUUACAAAUCCUAGCCUAACCCUCACCCUUAACCUAACCUUAACAUUACAAAUCCUAGCCUAACCCUCAUCCUUAACCUAACCUAAACAUAAGAACAAAGUGUUCUCUUCGGGAUUCCAACAAAACAAACCGUAGCGAAAGUGCGGAAGAU